UGGCCCCACACUGGGAUGACCCCACACUGGGGUGGCCCAGCGUUUGAUGGCAGCCAGUGGGUGAGGCGCCGCUCCUGUGGUGCUUGUGAUGGGCCGGCGCUGCCCAGCAGCCGUCCUCUCCACUCGGACCGCCUCUCUGCCUCCUGGGCUCUGCAGGCAGUUCCGGCCAAGGGGGAGACCAGGCAGGACUGCUGCGUGAAGACCGAGCUGCUGGGAGAGGAAGAGCUCUCUAUGGCUGCCGAUGAAGGCUCCCCCGAGAAGCCGGGAGGAGAUGCCUACGUGGCUGCAGACGGGGCCACCAACGGGUCCUGUGAAAGGAGUGAUAGCGGCAGGCAUGUCACCCCAGCUGAGCACACUCAGGACAAUGCAAAAGCCAGCCCCCAGGAAGGUCCCAAUAAACUGACCCGGAUAGCGGAGAACGGGGUUUCAGAAAGAGACGCGGACGUGGGGAAGCAGAACCACGACCCGGCUGACGACCUCACGCAGACGGCUGUCAUCGGGAGCAACGGGUACUUCCUGAGCAAACCAGCCCUGCAGGAGCCGGCCCUGCGGGUCCCCAGCACCUUGGCACCCUCCCUUCCCGGCCAUGCUGCGAAGACUCUCCCAGGAGCGGCUGGCAAAGGGCGGACUCCCAGCGUGCUCUCUCAGACGCCAGCCGCCGCGCCAGCCAGGCCCGGGGAAGGGAGCAAAGACUCAGAGGACAAGAAGCCCGCGGCCCUGGGCGCAGAUGUCAAGGUUCAUAGGGCUCGGAAGACCAUGCCGAAGUCCGUCCUGGGCCUGCCCGCAGCCAGCAAGGACCCUCGAGAAGCUCGAGGUCAUGAGGAGCCCGCAGAGGAGCUCAGCAAGGACGUUUCUGAUUUUGGACGACAGCAGCUUUUGCCCCCGUUCCCACCCCUUCAUCAGUCGCUACCUCAGAACCAGUGCUACGUGGCCACCACGAAGUCACAGACAGCAGCUGCAGUGUCUCGAAAGAAAAAACGAAGAAUGGGAACCUAUAGUCUGGUUCCCAGGAAAAAGACCAAAGUCUUAAAACAGAGGACGGUGAUUGAGAUGUUUAAGAGCAUAACUCACUUCACUGCCGGCUCCAAGAGCGAGAAGGACCUGGGCGACAGCACCCUCCACGUGAACGGGGAGAGCGUGGAGAUGGACUCGGAGGAGGAGGACUCCGAGGAGCUGGACGAGGAGGAGGACCAGGGCGCUGAGCAGGCUGCCGCCUUUCCCACGGAGGACAGCGGGACUUCCAAAGAGAGUGCGUCGGGGAGUGACCGCACCCAGAAGAUGGAUGGCGAGUCUGAGGAGUCGGAGUCGGCCGGCACCGGGGAGGAGGAGGAGGACGGAGACGAGUCCGACCUGAGCUCUGAGUCCAGCAUCAAGAAGAAGUUCCUCAGGAGGAAAGGGAAGCCCGACAGUCCCUGGAUCAAGCCGGCCAGGAAGAGGAGGCGGAGAAGCAAGAGGAAGCCGAGCAGCGCGCUGGGUCCUGAAGCGUACACGUCGUCUUCGGGGAGCGCAGAGCCGGCGGCCCCGGGGGACAGUGCGGGGUACAUGGAAGUGUCUCUGGACUCCCUGGAUCUCCGUGUCAAGGGAACGCUGCCCUCGCCAGCAGGGCUGGCUAACGGUCCCGACGCGGGGGAGACGGAUGGCCUCCAGGAAGUGCCCCUCUGCAGCUGCCGGAUGGAGACCCCGAAAAGCCGAGAGAUCACCACUCUGGCCAACAACCAGUGCAUGGCCCUGGAGAGCGUGGACCACGAGCUGGGCAGGUGCACCAACAGCGUGGUCAAGCACGAGCUGAUGCGCCCGUCCAGCAAGGCGCCGCUCCUGGUGCUGUGUGAAGACCACCGGGGCCGGAUGGUGAAGCACCAGUGCUGCCCCGGCUGCGGCUACUUCUGCACCCAGGGCAGCUUCAUGGAGUGCCAGCCCGAGAGCAGCAUCUCGCACCGCUUCCACAAGGACUGCGCCUCCCGUGUCAGCAACGCCAGCUACUGCCCCCACUGCGGGGAGGACACCUCCAAGGCCCGGGAGGUGACCAUCGCCAAGGCCGACACGACCUCCACCGUGACCCUGGCCCCGGGGCAGGAGAAGAGCUCCGCCGGGGAGGGCCGGGCCGACACCACCACAGGCAGCGCUGCGGGCCCUCCGCUCUCAGAGGAUGACAAGCCGCAGAGCGCGGCUGCCCAGGCGCCCGAGAGCUGUUUGCACACUGGGCCCUCAUGGCCCUGCCGCUUCCCGUUCUCGCCACUACCGCUCUUCCCGGGCAUCUGCCCGCGGGGCUGCGGGGCUCCCAGGAGGUCACUGGCGGUGGUCGUCCAGCAGGACAGGGCACACCUCCCACCUGUUGCAGGAAGACCCAAGAAGCUUCGCUUCCACCCCAAGCAGCUGUACUUCUCCGCCAGGCAAGGGGAGCUGCAGAAGGUGCUGCUCAUGCUGGUUGACGGAAUUGACCCCAACUUCAAGAUGGAGCACCAGGGCAAGCGGUCCCCCCUGCACGCGGCGGCGGAGGCCGGCCACGUGGACAUCUGCCACAUGCUGAUCCAGGCGGGAGCCAACAUCGACACCUGCUCGGAGGACCAGAGGACCCCGCUGAUGGAGGCGGCCGAGAACAACCACCUGGACGCAGUGAAAUACCUCAUCAAGGCCGGGGCCCUCGUGGACCCCAAGGAUGCAGAGGGCUCCACCUGCUUGCACCUGGCUGCCAAGAAAGGCCACUACGAGGUGGUUCAGUACCUGCUUUCAAAUGGGCAGAUGGAUGUCAACUGCCAGGAUGAUGGUGGCUGGACGCCCAUGAUCUGGGCCACUGAGUACAAGCACGUGGACUUGGUGAAGCUGCUGCUGUCCAAGGGCUCGGACAUCAACAUCCGGGACAACCCCCUGCAGAGCGGAGACGCCAGGAAACCCGACGCCCUCCCAGCGCCUCCCGCUCGCGCUCUGCGGGAGGGGAGCGUGGGAGAGGCGUGGGCUGCUCUGGGGAGUCCCAGUCCUCCCAGCACCGGUCCGCCAGCUCGUAAAUGUCACGGCCAGCGGCGUGUUCUCAGUGUUUGUGCCGAUUUAGUCGUUUCAUACGUCUCGUCUCCCCGUCUCUUAAACGCAGAUCUGAAUGUCUGGUUGGCCCCUGUUUUUCCUUUUAGCCUCUUUCUCUCCCGGGAUUCCGACGUCAACCUGAAGAACAAGGAGGGGGAGACGCCCCUACAGUGCGCCAGCCUCCACUCGCAGGUGUGGGACGCCCUGCAGAUGAGCAAGGCACUGCGGGACUCGGCCCCGGACAGGCCCGUCCCCGUGGAGAAGACGGUGAGCAGAGACAUCGCUCGCGGCUACGAGCGCAUCCCCAUCCCCUGCGUCAACGCCGUGGACGGCGAGCCCAGCCCCAGCAACUACAAGUACGUCUCCCAGAGCUGUGUGACGUCCCCCAUGAACAUCGACAGGAACAUCACCCACCUGCAGUACUGCGUCUGCAUCGACGACUGCUCCUCCAGCAACUGCAUGUGCGGCCAGCUCAGCAUGCGCUGCUGGUACGACAAGGUGAGCACCGGGCGGGCAGCGGCCCUGCUGUCAGCCUCCCUCCCUCCCUCCCUCCAGACCCUGUUUUGCAGGGCGAGGCUGCAGCUCUACCGCACCCAGAACAUGGGCUGGGGCGUGCGGACCCUGCAGGACAUCCCCGUGGGCACCUUCGUCUGCGAGUACGUGGGCGAGCUCAUCUCUGACUCGGAGGCCGAUGUGCGGGAGGAAGAUUCUUACCUCUUCGACCUUGACAACAAGGACGGAGAGCUGUACUGCAUCGACGCGCGCUUCUAUGGGAACGUGAGCCGCUUCAUCAACCACCAUUGCGAGCCCAACCUGGUGCCCGUGCGGGUGUUCAUGUCGCACCAGGACCUGCGGUUCCCCAGGAUCGCCUUCUUCAGCACCCGGCUCAUCGAGGCCGGCGAGCAGCUGGGGUUUGACUACGGGCAGCGCUUCUGGGACAUCGUCCCUCCCACCCGUGGGCUGGUGAGCAGCGUCCUGCUGGUCCAGACUCCUCUGCGGGGCACCCGCCGCCGCCACCUCCUCACCCAGCUGCUCCGUUAG
This is a messenger RNA of Myotis brandtii (Brandt's bat), 4056 nucleotides long. It is a transcript of the gene EHMT1, whose product is annotated as euchromatic histone-lysine N-methyltransferase 1. Lineage: Eukaryota; Metazoa; Chordata; Mammalia; Chiroptera; Vespertilionidae. Gene Ontology annotation, cellular component: nucleus. The transcript is spliced from 27 exons. Gene Ontology annotation, molecular function: p53 binding; histone methyltransferase activity; zinc ion binding. Bases 16 to 4056 code for a protein of 1346 amino acids. The record is from RefSeq and is a predicted model, not a curated record.